UAAAUAAGUUUAAAACUUAAUUUAUUUUGUUAAUUUUUUUUGGUAUUUCAAAUUUUCCCAAAAUCAAAAAGAAGAUAAAGUGCUUCGUCAAUGAGCCCGGUCCAUGAAAUCAGAAUCCAGCUAUUUCUCUCUCCUUUUACUCCUCUCCCGCAAUUCUUGUCGUUUCCGACUCUCUGAUCUUCUUGCCGUCGAUGUUCAUGUUCUCACUCCUCUGAGGACUGAAAUUAGUUCUUCUCCAGGCGUCAAAUUAUGGAUCAUGAAUUAAACAAUCAAUGAUGUCUCUAAUUUUAGUAUUAUAGAACUCAAUUACUGCAAAGAUUUUGAGCUUUAUUUAUUUUUCUGUUGAGGAUUUAUUGGCAUUGUUAGUGCGAGGCUUUUUCAAAAUCAUGUCUACGGUUAAUGUAAUUAAGUCAUCCUUCGAAUCCAUACACGAGAUAUCGGACCAACUCCGAGAGGCAGUUGUUUACCUCGAUGCUGGUUGCACUGAGAGUUUCCAAUUUCUUGGUGCAUUCUCUCUGCUGUUGGAACAUGGAGCACGUGCUGUUUGCUGCUUGGAGGACAUGUCCCCACUUGACAUGAUUGCUGAUUGGAAUGGAACAUCAGGCUCUGCGACAAAAGUGGUUAUCAUGACUUCAUGUCUUUUGAGUGAUGUUCACCGCUACACAUUACGCUGUCUUGCUGCACAGCCUAGUAUUCAGUGGUGUUACAUAUUCACUUCUAUCUCAGAGGUAGCACACUCAGCAUAUCCUGAUUCACCUCUUGGCCCAGAUGCAUUUCGUGAAUAUGAAUCCUUGUUAAUACAAGAUUAUGAAGAGCUUUCAAAUAAACAUAAGACAAAAGUCAAAGGGUCGGAUGAAAUGAAUAUAUCAGAAAAGUUGGCCUCUGAAGAAGAAACUUGGGCUCAACUUGAUGACAAAGACAUUUCUCACAUUGCUGCUGGGCCUAAUGUCUCAAGCAUGUAUGUAGAUAAUGCUAAGCUGAAUGAGCAAAAGUUGGUUGUUUCUGUGCAGCACUUCCCUAUGAUAUUUUGUCCCUUGUCGCCAAAUUUCUUUGUCCUACCUUCAGGAGGAUCUGUUGCUCAAGCUAGCUUAUCAGCUGAGAAUGAGCGUUCUCUCAGCCCUGGGUUGCCCCCACUAAGCACUGGGGUAGCUGAUGAUGGUGAAGAUGUUCCUGGGGCAACUCUUACUGCCCAUUUUCUUUACCACCUGGCGUCUAAGAUGGAUUUAAAACUGGAGAUAUUUUCUUUUGGGGAUCAAUCAAAAACUGUCGGAAGAAUUUUGACAGACAUGUCAAGUCUUUAUGAUGUGGGUCGUCGUAAAAGAUCAGCAGGCUUGUUAUUGAUUGACCGUACCCUGGAUCUCCUGACUCCAUGUAGUCAUGCUGAUUCCUUUUUGGAUAGAGUAUUUUCUGCUUUGCCUCGUAGAGAAAGAUCUCCAUCUUCUUCGAAUACAAAAAACUCGCAACCCCAGGCAAAACCAAAAGCUCGCAUACAGCGUUCGCCACUUGAUUUUUUGAUACCACUUGACAAUAUUUUCAGAGCAGAGUCAGGAGCAGAAAAUUUUCGACUACAAGAAAACAUUGAAAAUUUUCUUCGUGGAUGGAAUUCCAGAAGUUCUAAUUCAAAGAUACAGGGCCUUAUUGACCUUAGCUCCAAACUUCAAGAUGAGCAGUCCUCUGACUCCAUAAAGAAUAUGUUUGAUGGAUCCUUCAUGGCUACAGAAAGUUUCCAUGGGACACCUUAUUUGGAAGCUCUAUUAGGGAGACGAAUAAAGGAUGGCGCUGUACUUGUUAAGAAGUGGCUCCUAGAAACUUUGUGCAAGGAGAAUAUAUCCGUGAAUGUUAAGGCUCGAUCGGGUUCUGCUACGAGGUCUGAGUUGGAACCUAUAAUAAAAGCGCUGGCAAAAGGUGACGCUUCUUUACUUAAAAAUAAAGGAAUUAUCCAGUUAGCUGCUGCUACACUGGCUGCUCUGGAUGAUCUACACCGCAACAAAUGGGAUGCGUUCAUCAGUGCAGAGAAAAUGUUGCAUGUUUCUGCUGGUGACACAAGUCAAAGUCUUGCAGCUCAAAUAGGUGAUUUGAUUAACAAAAGUUUUUUAAUCAGAUCUCAUGGUAUAAAAUCAAGUUCCACCCAAGGUUUAAUCUCUGUCAAGGAUGCAUUACUGCUUACAGUGAUUGGCUACAUUUUAGCGGGUCAAAAUUUCCCCACCUCAGGGUCCACUAGCCCUUUCUCUUGGCAAGAAGAGCAUUUGAUGAAGGAAGCCAUUGUUGAUGCAGUUUUUGAGAACCCGGAACUAGGGGAACUCAAAUUUGUACAUGGUCUUGCACUAGAGCUUGAAGCAUACCAGAGCAAGAUCAGUUCAAAGGAAAAAAAGGCGACAAAAGAUUUAUCGAUUGAUGAUUUUGAUGAUGAUGAUUGGGGUAACUGGGGUGAUGAAGAUGCUGAUAGUAAUAAAGAGCAAGGAUAUGAUGAUAUGCAGCUCAAGCUGGAGUUGCGUGACAGGGUUGAUAACCUUUUCAGAUUCUUAUACAAGUUAUCUGGUUUAAAUAGCAGGAAUGUACAAUUAAGGGAAGGUCCCUUUGGCAUUGGAGGCGAUUUCUUCGAAAGUAAAGGUCUUCUGUACAAGCUACUAUUGAGAGCGUUAGAAAAAUACGAUAUACCUGGAUUGGAGCAUCACUCUUCAGCUGUGGGUAGACUUUUUGGAAGAUUUGGUCUUGGCCAGGCAAAACCAAGCUUAGCGGACCAAAAUGUUAUCCUUGUUUUUGUUGUAGGAGGCACCAAUGGGCAAGAGGUGCAUGAAGCAUUCGAGGCAUUAUCCGAGAGUGAGAGGCCAAAUAUAGAGCUUAUAGUUGGCGGCACAACACUUCUAACCCCUAACGACAUGCUUGAAUUACUAUUGGGAAACUCUAGUUACUUCUAACCUCUGUAGAAGCCGACUUUCCCUCCCCCUUUCUGAUCUCAAGUUUACUACACACCUGUACAACAUUUUUAAUUCCCGUUCUAGUUUUGAAGGGCUUAUGUAAACAUAUGUAAAGUAAAUACUGUAUUUAAUUGUACUAUUUAGAAUUUUUAUAUAUUGUUUGAAAUUAUGAGUU
Amaranthus tricolor (Joseph's coat) is the source of this 3093-nucleotide messenger RNA. RefSeq names its product sec1 family domain-containing protein MIP3. Gene Ontology annotation, biological process: intracellular protein transport; vesicle-mediated transport. The transcript has 9 exons. The record is from RefSeq and is a predicted model, not a curated record. The coding region runs from base 387 to 2918 and encodes 843 amino acids. NCBI's taxonomy places the organism in Eukaryota, Viridiplantae, Streptophyta, Magnoliopsida, Caryophyllales, Amaranthaceae.